Messenger RNA from Ornithorhynchus anatinus (platypus), 977 nucleotides. RefSeq lists its product as uncharacterized. Bases 1 to 837 code for a protein of 278 amino acids. The record is from RefSeq and is a predicted model, not a curated record. Lineage: Eukaryota; Metazoa; Chordata; Mammalia; Monotremata; Ornithorhynchidae. The transcript has 8 exons.
AUGUCUUUCAACACCGGCGGAUUCCGUACAAUUGCCUACCAAGAUCAGUGGAAAGUGAACAUAAAGAGCCUGUAUUCCAAGCAACGGAAGAACCUUCUUACUCUCAAUGACCCGAGGCUGCAGCUGCAGAAGAACACCAAGAGGACUCCCACCGUGGAACCGGAGACCCGGGAGGAAGAAAGCACGGGCUCCUUAGCAGCGACGCAGGAAAACCACGGCCUCCGACCUUUUGUUGAAAUCAAACUGAAAGAGUGCUUUCCUUAUAGGAGGCCCCGAGUGAAUCCUAUUGAUCGAAGCCCACCACCUUGGGGUCAACUAAAAGUCUUCAUCGUCAUUCACCUCACAUCUAAUCGAGCGUCAAAGUCUUCUGCCGAAGUGUUUCACCCAUCUAAACGGUCAAAUGCGGAAACCUCGUCGCCUUCAACCGGGAUUCCUAGAACCACCGAGGAGAAACCAGCAGGUUGCGGGGAUGGCCUCUCGUGGGAGGGACCAGCUAGAGGCCCCCGGGCCAAGGGGGAGAGUGGCCCUGGCCCUCCCAUGUCCGGGAAGAAGGAGGCCAAGAUGCGGGCCGAGAGAGAGAGAGAGAGCAUCCUCGGCCGGCGACGGGGUCGCUUGAUCGUGUCUGAGUUGCCGGCCCGGCUGCCGUCCCUGUGGCCCCGAGUUGCAGGGGGGCCGCAGAGCCCCCACCAAAAUGAAGGCAACGUUAGAUGCAGCAGUGACUCCACAGCUGUGGAUCACAGUUCUCCGUCCCGCCCGGUCGACCGGCUUCCUCUCGAAUCCACUGGCGGCCUUCCUGGAACAGACCGGAUUUGCCGAUCCAACACCCCCCCAGCCUAGACCGCCCGGGCCACAGCUGCGGAAUGGCCGCCGUGGCCUGUGGCCGUCUCUGAAGGGCAUCGGGUGCCCCCUGAGAUAGGCCUUGGGAAACUCUGGUCUCAAACACCGAGGGAAGAAUGAAUGAAAACGUCUCAAACCCA